GUAUAGAUAUUUACAGAAAAUUUAUUAAGAAAUCUUGACGAAUAUUGUGCAAUAGUGUUCAUGAAUUGGAUAUCCUGUGAAAUUAGUCUUAAAUAUUACAACCAGGUGUAGUUUUCAGCGGACGUUUCACUCAAGGAAAACCACGAAACUGUAAAAAAAAUGCCUGCGUAUCAUUCAACGUUAACGGAGUACACUCAGUCGAUCGGGAACCUGGCGCUGGUGCCGCUGCGCACGGCCAACCGGGGACCCGCCCCGAAUAACACCAAAUUGGAACUAGACAUUAUUGAUGAAGCACUUAAUUAUUUUAAGGCUAAUGUGUUUUUUAGGUUCUAUGAAAUUAAGUCUGAUGCAGAUAGAGUGCUCAUCUACCUUACUCUGUACAUCUCCGAGUGCCUGAAGCGGCUCCAGAAGUGCUCCAACAAGAACCAGGGCCAGCAGGAGAUGUACAUGCUGGCCAUAUCCAAGUUUGACAUCCCUGGGGAGGCAGGGUUCCCGCUCAACUCUGUGUACGCCAAGCCCUCUAGUCCUCAAGAAGCUGAUUUGAUGAGACAGUAUUUACAGCAACUGAGACAUGAGACUGGUGCUAGAGUCUGUGAAAAGGUGUUUGCCACAGAGGACGGAAAGCCCAGCAAAUGGUGGCUCUGCUUUGCCAAGAGGAAAUUCAUGGACAAGUCCCUCUCAGGACCCGGCCAGUAAAACAGGACAAAACAUUUAUGUACUCACUUUGUGUUUAUAUUAUAAAUUAUAAGCAUUUAAUUU
Molecule: messenger RNA, 759 nt
Organism: Cydia strobilella
Lineage: Eukaryota; Metazoa; Arthropoda; Insecta; Lepidoptera; Tortricidae
Gene: Arpc3A
Product: actin-related protein 2/3 complex subunit 3
Exons: 5
Coding region: 160-696 (178 amino acids)
Biological process (GO): Arp2/3 complex-mediated actin nucleation; regulation of actin filament polymerization
Cellular component (GO): cytoskeleton; Arp2/3 protein complex
Molecular function (GO): actin filament binding
Source: RefSeq, a predicted model, not a curated record